Molecule: messenger RNA, 5266 nt
Organism: Ochotona princeps (American pika)
Lineage: Eukaryota; Metazoa; Chordata; Mammalia; Lagomorpha; Ochotonidae
Gene: UBN2
Product: ubinuclein 2
Exons: 17
Coding region: 226-4206 (1326 amino acids)
Cellular component (GO): nucleus
Source: RefSeq, a predicted model, not a curated record
CCAACAUGGCGGCUGCGGCGACCCUGGCGAUGGCGGUGGAGCCCAUCAGAACAUAGGAGCGGGGAAGGGGGCACGGUCCGCACCCACGGUGGCGUCGGCGGAGACGGCUGAGGGUGGCGGAGGGCAUCCAAACGACGAAGCGCAAAAGGGAGGGCGGCGGGCAGAGACAAGGCAGCGCGGCGCAGAAGCUAGCUUCGGCGAAAGCCGAGGGCCACAACAGUGGGGAUGGCGGAGCCGCGCAGAGUAGCGUUCAUUAGCCUGUCACCGGUGAGGCGGCGCGAGGCCGAGUACCCGCUGCCCGAGCGUGAGCCCGACUACCCCCGCGAGGCCCCCCGGCUGGAGCCGGUCCGACCCGAGCCGUCGUCGGCCCCCCGGGAGCCGGCCCCCCGCUCGGACGCGCAGCAGCAGCAGCCCCCGGCGCGGGAGAAGCCGCUCCCCCAGCGCGAGGGCAGCCGCGCUGAGCCGCCCAUGGCGCUGCAGAGGGAGCCCCCGAGGCCGGAGCCGCCGCCGCCGCCGCUCCCACAGCUGCCCUUGCAGCCAGCCCCGCCGCGGGACUCGGUCCGGGGAGCCGAACCGUCGCCGCGGCCGCCGCGGGAGACGGUGCGCCUGGAGCUGGUGCUCAAGGACCCCACGGACGAGAGCUGCGUGGAGUUCAGUUAUCCGGAGCUGCUGCUGUGCGGAGAACAACGGAAGAAGCUCAUUCAUACAGAAGACCCAUUUAAUGAUGAACACCAGGAGAGGCAAGAAGUGGAAAUGUUGGCUAAGAAGUUUGAAAUGAAAUAUGGUGGAAAACCCCGUAAACACCGCAAGGAUCGGCUACAAGAUUUAAUUGAUAUAGGCUUUGGCUACGAUGAAACAGAUCCAUUUAUUGAUAACUCGGAGGCUUAUGACGAAUUAGUUCCUGCCUCUCUAACAACAAAAUAUGGAGGCUUUUAUAUCAAUACUGGCACUCUACAGUUUCGCCAAGCUUCAGAUACUGAGGAAGAAGAAAUUACAGACAACCAAAAGCACAAACCACCCAAAGUUCCCAAAGCAAAAGAAGAUGAUAUUGAAAUGAAGAAGCGCAAGCGGAAAGAGGAAGGGGAGAAGGAGAAGAAACCAAGGAAAAAAGUACCCAAGCAACUGGGAGUUGUGGCUCUGAAUUCACACAAAUCUGAAAAGAAGAAGAAACGUUACAAAGAUUCUCUUUCUCUUGCUGCCAUGAUACGGAAAUUUCAGAAAGAGAAGGAUGCAUUAAAGGAGUCUAACUCCAAAGCCCCCUUGACCCUGCCGACCUCCUCUCUGCAGAAACCACCCUGUGCCCCAGCAGCCCUGGGCAGCGAUGUCCAGGAGUUACAGCUGAGCAGUGCAGACCCAGACCUCCCCAUUUUUGUUAGCACAAAUGAACAUGAGCUGUUUCAGGAAGCCGAAAAUGCCCUGGAGAUGCUAGAUGAUUUUGACUUUGACCGAUUACUGGACGCUGCUUCCGAUGGUAGCCCGCUGUCUGAGUCCGGGGGAGAAAAUGGGAACACCACCCAGCCAAGCUGCACCGCCCAGAUGAUGCCCAAGGCGGUGCCCACACUCCCAGAGGGUCUACCUGUCCUGCUUGAAAAACGCAUUGAAGACCUCCGAGUAGCUGCCAAACUUUUUGAUGAAGAAGGAAGGAAAAAAUUCUUUACACAAGAUAUGAAUAAUAUUCUUCUUGACAUUGAAUUACAGCUACAAGAACUAGGUCCUGUCAUUCGUAGUGGUGUCUACUCCCAUCUUGAAGCUUUUGUGCCAUGCAAUAAGGAAACACUGGUAAAACGUCUAAAGAAAUUGCAUCUUAAUGUCCAGGAUGAUCGUUUAAGAGAACCUCUUCAAAAACUGAGGCUGGCUGUUAGUAAUGUCAUGCCUGAACAACUGUUUAAAUACCAGGAGGACUGCCAGGCUCGGAGUCAGGCUAAGUGUGCCAAGUUGCAAACAGAUGAAGAACGAGAGAAAAAUGGAUCGGAGGACGAUGAUGAUGAGAAACCAGGGAAACGUGUCAUAGGACCAAGAAAGAAAUUCCACUGGGAUGAUACCAUUAGAACUUUGUUAUGUAACCUUGUUGAGAUCAAAUUGGGAUGCUAUGAGUUAGAGCCAAAUAAAAGCCAGUCGGCUGAGGAUUAUCUUAAAUCCUUCAUGGAGACAGAGGUGAAGCCCUUGUGGCCUAAGGGCUGGAUGCAGGCGAGAAUGCUUUUUAAGGAAAGUCGGAGUGUGCAUAAUCAUCUUACUUCUGCUCCGGCAAAGAAAAAGGUGAUGCCUGCACCUAAACCCAAAGUAAAGGACUGUAGUCCAAAGAAGGACCAGAAAGCUCCUGCAUCCUUGGUGGCUUCAGCUGGGGGUCCUUCUGCAAGCUCCAGCACACCUGCCAUUGCUUCCGCCAGUUCAAGCUCUGCACCAGCUCAAGAAACCAUCUGCCUCGAUGACUCACUGGAUGAAGACCUUUCUUUCCACUCACCUUCACUGGAUCUUGUUUCUGAAGCUUUAGCUGUUAUCAAUAAUGGGAACAAGGGCCCUCCAGUUGGCUCAAGGGUAGGCAUGCCAACUACAAAACCUCGUCCAGGACUAAGAGAAGAAAAAUUAGCAAGUAUCAUGAGUAAGCUGCCACUUGCUACUCCAAAAAAGCUAGAUUCUUCUCAGACUGCACAUUCAUCAAGUCUUAUAGCUGGUCACACAGGGCCAGUACCAAAGAAACCCCAGGAUUUAGCUCAUACUGGCAUCUCUUCAGGCCUUAUUGCUGGAUCUUCAAUUCAGAACCCUAAAGUUUCCUUAGAACCUUUGCCGGCCAGGCUGCUUCAGCAAGGACUACAAAGGUCAAGUCAGAUUCAUGCUUCUUCUUCUUCACAGACUCACGUCUCUUCUUCCCAAGCCCAAGUUGCUGCCUCCUCUCAUGCUCUGGGAACUUCAGAGGCCCAAGAUGCUUCUUCGUUAACUCAAGUUACCAAGGUGCACCAGCAUUCAGCUGUCCAACAGAAUUAUGUGUCUCCAUUACAAGCAACCAUUAGUAAAUCACAGACCAACCCAGUGGUGAAAUUGAGUAAUAAUCCCCAACUUUCCUGUUCAUCCCCACUCAUGAAGACUUCAGAGAAGCCACUUAUGUACCGCCUUCCUUUAUCUACCCCUUCACCUGGAAAUGGUUCUCAAGGGUCGCAUCCUCUGGUUUCUAGGACAGCACCUAGCACCACUACCUCCAGUAACUAUUUAGCCAAGGCAAUGGUGUCACAAAUCUCCACGCAGGGUUUUAAAUCUCCCUUCUCAAUGGCUGUGUCCCCAAAACUUGCCGCAUCUCCCAAACCUGCCACUUCUCCUAAACCCUUGCCCUCACCUAAGCCUUCUGCCUCACCUAAGCCCUCUCUGUCAGCUAAGCCUUCAGUAUCAACUAAACUCAUUUCUAAAUCCAAUGCACCUCUGAAACCUACUGUAUCCCCAACUUCUCCCAAUCCAAGUGCACUAGUAGGCCAGAGUAGCCACUCCAGCAGUAACAACCCUAUUCAUAAACAGCCCAGUGGAAUAAGCGUCAGCAGACAGUCCCCCACCUUGAAUUUAUUGCCCUCUAAUCGCACUUCAGGCCUUCCGUCUACAAAAAACCUUCAGGCCCCUUCAAAGGUAACAAACUCAUCAUCCACUGGAACUGUUGGGAAGAAUAGCUUGAGUGGAAUUGCAGUGAAUGUACCUGCCAGCAGAGGUAGCAACCAUAACUCCAGCGGAGCCAAUAGGACUAGUCUAUCUGGGGGAACAGGAAGUGGAACACAGGGUGCUACUAAACCGUUGUCUACUCCACAUAGACCGUCCUCUGCCUCAGGGUCUUCAGUGGUAACAGCCAGUGUACAGUCCACAGCGGGAGCGUCAUUAUUGGCUAAUGCCUCACCUCUGACUCUCAUGACAUCACCUUUGUCUGUAACAAAUCAAAAUGUGACUCCUUUUGGGAUGCUGGGUGGCCUUGUUCCUGUGACCGUGCCCUUCCAGUUUCCCUUGGAGCUACUUGGCUUUGGAGCGGACACAGCUGGAGUGACAACCACCUCGGGAUCUACCUCAGCCGCUUUCCAUCAUAGCCUAACUCAGAAUUUACUAAAGGGUUUACAGCCAGGAGCUCAACAUGCAGCAACACUUUCCCAUUCACCUCUGCCUACACAUUUACAGCAAACAUUUAAUGAUGGAGGCCAAAGUAAAGGGGACACUAAAUUACCACGGAAAUCUCAAUGACUUCCCAGCAAGCCAAGGAGACGAAACAUUUAGUUGGCUGAUGGAAUCUACCUGAUGGGAAAGUACUUUUGUGGUCAUAGGGCUGCUGUUUCUGUCGAUGUUUACAUUCUCUCGUCCCAAGCACUGUGGUGAGGAGGAAAAAGAAAACACUACUUGAGCAAAGCCAGGUGCAGGCGGAAGAAAUGCUUUUGUGCAAAGCUAGUGACCUUCGGUCUCUUCUUAAAGACAAAGUUACCACAUUAGCUGACUUGAACGUGACUCAGUUGUCAAACCCACACAAGUACAUAUUUGAUUUUUCCCGGGGGAUGAUGAAAGGUGUUGAGACGAUUUGGGUAAACUCCAUCCAUCUUGGGGGUUGGCUCUGAAUACUUGUAGACAUAAUUGCAUAAAGGCAAUAUAUCUAGAAUUGGGUCACUCUAUCAGGAGUAAUGACCGUGUCUGUUUAAGUGGACUAUGUAGCAAAUUUGCCACAAAAACACUGAAUGACCCUAUGUCUGAUACAGACAGUAGAUGAAGAAAUAGUGUACCCUCAAAAAUCCUGAGCAAACUUGAAUCUUCUCCAGUGUGUAGCAACUCCCCGUGUAAAUCCGUGUACUAAAGAUACUUCAGGAAUGUGAUUUUAGCACAGUGGUAUAUAUUAUUAAAUCAUCUAGAUUUUUUUUUCUUAAGUCAGGAAAUUGAGCCUGUCGCUCUUAAUAGAAGAAACCUAGAUGUUCCCUUUUUGUAAAAGGGUCAAUUUCAUCUUCCAUUUAGAAGCAGGUACUUACUUCUUCUCUUUAGGUGAUUGACUUGUUAAUUCUCAUUUCCAUUUUGGAUGUUAAAAUGUGACUGUGAUCACAUUUUUCUCUUGAAAAAUGGAGAUUUUUGAUAGGGUUACUGCUUUUGUGCUUAUAGCCCUUGCAAGUUACCGACAUGAACUGUAAAUUUCCCCCAAAUUCACCUCACUCCACUGUUUUUUUUUUUUAAGUUAGUGGUACUUCAGGUGGUUAUUAGCUAUUGAUAUAAACAGGUAGAAGUAUGUAUUGAAUACUUUUAUGCUUCUUCAUUGAUCAUUCAGAUG